AUGGCCUUCAACUCAUCCUCUGCAGCGCCGCUGCACCCGUACUAUCCUCUCGGCGUUGAGAUCGUGGGGUACAUGGCUAACGAAUGGAACACAUUCGAGCUGGUUAGCAUGUUUGCCGCGGGGUGCGCUGUCAUUUUCAGCAUAACCUAUGCGGUUCUGAUGAAGUCCCGUCCGAACGCCAGCAACUCGGACGUGCUCAUCAUGAUGUGGUUCGUGCUGUGUGGCUGCAUUCACUUGUUCUUUGAGGGCUACUUUGCCUACAACUUCAGGCGCAUGGGCGGCAUGCAGGAUCUGUUUGGCCAGCUGUGGAAAGAGUACGCGCUCAGUGAUUCGCGUUAUUUGACCCAGGACGCGUUUGUCUUGUGCAUGGAGACAGUCACUGCCGCCUUCUGGGGACCCCUCUCCUUCGUCACCGCCUACUUGAUCGCUGUCGACCACCCGCUUCGCUACUCUCUGCAGCUCAUCGUCUCGCUCGGCCAGUUCUAUGGCGAUGUCCUGUACUACGCGACUUCGCUGUUCGACCACUACAUCCUCGAUGUAGCCUACACCCGCCCUGAGGCUGCCUACUACUGGGGCUACUUCGUGCUCAUGAACUUCUUUUGGAUCGCCGUCCCUGGUUACCUCAUGUACCAGAGCGUCGAUGCUAGCGUUCGCGCUUUCCGUGCUGUCAACGACGCCUCCAAGCUGUUGCAGAAGGCCCAGCAGAUGGGCUACUACAAGAAGAAGGCUUAG
Molecule: messenger RNA, 732 nt
Organism: Macroventuria anomochaeta
Lineage: Eukaryota; Fungi; Ascomycota; Dothideomycetes; Pleosporales; Didymellaceae
Product: 3-beta-hydroxysteroid-Delta(8),Delta(7)-isomerase
Exons: 2
Coding region: 1-732 (243 amino acids)
Biological process (GO): sterol biosynthetic process
Cellular component (GO): endoplasmic reticulum; membrane
Molecular function (GO): C-8 sterol isomerase activity; steroid Delta-isomerase activity; cholestenol delta-isomerase activity
Source: RefSeq, a predicted model, not a curated record